Molecule: messenger RNA, 1017 nt
Organism: Papaver somniferum (opium poppy)
Lineage: Eukaryota; Viridiplantae; Streptophyta; Magnoliopsida; Ranunculales; Papaveraceae
Exons: 1
Coding region: 1-1017 (338 amino acids)
Molecular function (GO): catalytic activity
Source: RefSeq, a predicted model, not a curated record
AUGAGUACUACAAUUUUUUCAUGGAAUGUAAGAGGGUUACGCUCUCGCGCUAAAAGAGCUGCUGUUCAACAGGUUAUCAGAAUGCACAAUCCCACCAUCAUCAUUCUGCAAGAGUCGAAGAUGCCAGUAGUUACCAAUUCAGAUAUUGCAGAUAUUUGUGGCUCAAGGUCGAUGGGUUGGACUUACCAACCAUCACAUGGAGCUUCAGGAGGCAUCAUUAUUAUCUGGAAGCCAAGUUUAGUAGAAGUGCUAUCAUCUUUAGAAGGAGAAUUCACUUUAUCCAUUGAAUGCAGGUUCAUUGCAGACGGUUUUCACUUUUUCUUAACUGGAGUAUAUGGCCCUAAUAAAGUUGCUAUCAGGAAAUAUUUUUGGAGAGAGCUACAUUAUAUUCGUGGGCUGUGGGAAAUACCAUGGGUAAUCGAGGGUGAUUUUAAUGUGAUCAGAAGAUGUGAAGAGAAAAAUGGGAUGGAAAGAAGAACCAAGAGUAUGAAGAAAUUCUCAUCUUUUAUCUCAAUUCAUUCUUUAAUUGAUCUCCCUUUAAAAGGCUCCAAAUACACAUGGACAAAUGGCCGGGCUGCUCCCAUUCUCUCCAGAAUCGACAGAAUACUUAUAUCUCCUGAUUUUGAGGCAAAAUAUCAUUUUGUUUCGCAAUUAGCAAAAACGAGACCAGCCUCAGAUCAUAUACCAAUUAUAUUGGAUCUUGCUGAUCCAUCGUGGGGUCCUUACCUGUUCAGGAUGGAGCUUAUGUGGUUUGAGCAUCCCGAUUUCAUGGAUAGUCUCAAACGAUGGUGGUCGUCUUUUAAUUUUACAGGUACUCCAAGCUCUGUCAUGUGGAACAAAUUACAAGCUUUGAAAACGAAGCUGAAAGAGUGGAAUAAGGUGGUUUUCGGCAGACUAGAUCCAAUAAUAGAAGACUGCCUACAAGUUAUUGGUGAUUUGGAUAAAGCUGAAGCAGUAACAAGUUCUCUUGACACUGACCUAUUCAUAAAAAGAGCCCAAGCAAAGGUUAAUUUUUAG